ACUACUCCUCUCCACGCCUCCGCACAGUCAGCUUCUUUCUUUCACUUUUCCUUUCACACAUUGCGCAGCUGUCCUUAACUGCGUACUGUUCUGUUUGUCUAUCGACGGGCGACGACCCCACUCUUCGUACGCCACCUGAAGCCUGCACAAUGGCUUCUUUCCUACGCACAGCUAGCCGGCUACGGCCCGCUGCUGCUCGAUCUAUCGCCUUCCAGAGCUCGAAGAUGACUACAGCAGUCUCAUUCCCAGCCCAGCGGCAAUAUGCCUCUGCGGCCGCCUCAGCAACCAUCUCGAAUGACGUCGAGCAGCCGUUCUUCCCAGACGAGCCCAAAGGACCAACCGUCAAGACGGCCAUCCCAGGCCCGAAGAGCAAGGCUGCCAUUGAGCAGCUGGAGAAGGUGUUCGACACCCGCAGUCUGAACAUGAUGGCGAACUACAAUCAGAGCUUUGGGAAUUAUAUUGCGGAUCUGGACGGUAAUGUGCUGCUAGACGUUUACGCCCAAAUCGCCUCCAUCCCAGUAGGAUACAACAACCCAGCCUUGCUUCUCGCUGCAACUUCUCCCGAGAUGGCCAGCGCCAUCAUCAACCGCCCCGCCCUCGGCAACUUUCCCCAACACGACUGGGCCGAGAUCCUAGAGACUGGUAUCCUGAAGGUGGCGCCCAAGGGCCUGAACCAAGUCUUCACUGGCCAGACCGGCUCAGAUGCCAAUGAACUGGCAUACAAAGCAGCUUUCAUGUGGAGGAGGCAGCACGAGCGUGGAGGUGCCCAUGUCGAGUUCAGUGAUCACGAUAUCGCAUCCUCCAUGGUCAACCAGUCCCCUGGCGCGCCCCAGCUCUCCAUCCUUUCUUUCAAGGCCGGUUUCCACGGCCGCCUGUUCGGCAGCUUGAGCACGACCCGCAGCAAGCCCAUCCACAAGCUUGAUAUCCCCGCCUUUGACUGGCCCCAGGCCCCCUUCCCCGUAUCCAAAUACCCGCUCGACCAAUACGCCGCCGAGAAUGCCGCCGAGGAGCAGCGCUGCCUCGACGAGACUGAGCGUCUAAUCAAGGAAUGGCCACAGCCACCUGCGGCCGUCGUCGUCGAGCCCAUUCAAUCCGAGGGCGGCGACAACCACGCCUCUCCCGCUUUCUUCCGCGGUCUGCGCGCUCUCACCCGCAAGCACAACGUCCUCUUCAUCGUCGACGAAGUGCAAACCGGCGUCGGCGCUACCGGCAAGUUUUGGGCCCACGAGCACUGGGGCCUCACCGAUCCCCCAGACAUGGUCACCUUCAGCAAGAAGGCCCAGGCCGCAGGCUACUACUUCGGCAACAACGAGCUGCGUCCGAACAAGCCAUACCGCCAAUUCAACACGUGGAUGGGCGAUCCAGCGCGUGCGCUGCUCUUCCGCGCUAUCAUACAGGAGAUUGAGCGUCUGGAUCUGGUGCAGAACACCGCUACUACCGGCGAGUACCUGUACAAGGGCCUUGAGCGUCUCGCACAGGCGUACCCAAGUGAGAUUCAGAACUUGAGAGGUAAGGGCCAGGGCACUUUCUUGGCGUGGGACAGCCCGCGUCGGGAUGAGGUGCUGAAGAAGGCAAAGACGGUGGGUGUGAACGUUGGCGGUAGUGGUGAGAGGGCGGUGCGGCUGAGGCCGAUGUUGAUCUUCCAGAAGCAUCAUGCCGACAUUUUCCUCGAGAGCUUGGAGAAGGUCUUUAAGGCUUAGAGAUCCACCGUCUCCAAGCGUUCUCAUAUAUUUGCUUUCACCGGAGUUUGGAAAAAGCGAUGGCCGCCCCUGGUUAUGGAUCAAUGGUUGGCCAGAUCUGGGGCUUCAUUGAGCAACUCAAUGGUUGGCCAGAUCUGGGGCUUCAUUGAGCAACCAAAUAAUACCCACGGUUUUCUUUUCCGUUUCGUCCGAGUUUAAUGGCAAAUCUUACAAUAGCCGCCUUGGUUAAAAAGCGUCGAUGGUUGGCCAGAUCUGGGGCUUCAUCGAGCAACAACAACCAAUAAUAAUACCCGCGGCAAGCUUCCUAUUGGAAUGCACACACAAUUCGCUCAUCGUGUCUCCCAGAAAGUGACAUU
Messenger RNA from Mytilinidion resinicola, 2056 nucleotides. RefSeq names its product 4-aminobutyrate aminotransferase. The coding region runs from base 150 to 1700 and encodes 516 amino acids. The record is from RefSeq and is a predicted model, not a curated record. Gene Ontology annotation, cellular component: mitochondrion. Gene Ontology annotation, molecular function: pyridoxal phosphate binding. NCBI's taxonomy places the organism in Eukaryota, Fungi, Ascomycota, Dothideomycetes, Mytilinidiales, Mytilinidiaceae. The transcript has 5 exons. Gene Ontology annotation, biological process: GABA catabolic process.